UCUAGGACAAAGAGCAUGUACGGUCCCUCUCUCACCCCUGACAUCAGAAUAAAAUCAUGCAGAGUAGGCUAGGCUGCAACCCGUAGGCGGAGUCGGCUCAAGUGGGCCUGUCUCCCCGCUUUUAAUACAGAUGCGAUCCUCUGUCCGCCUGGCGUCCAGCACCGAGCGAGGCGAGCAAACGGCAGGCUGUGGACGUACAGAGAGAAAGAGAGAGACCGGCAAAACAACACCAUGACAGCACCGAACACAUACGACGUUAUAGUGAUCGGAGGAGGAAUAUCAGGGCUGAGUGCAGCUAAGCUGUUGAAGGAGAAAGGGCUGAGUCCUGUGGUUCUGGAAGCUAGAGAUCGGGUUGGUGGACGGACCUUCACCGUACGGAAUGAGCAGACUAAGUAUGUUGACCUGGGUGGGGCCUACAUCGGGCCUACACAGAAUCGGAUCCUCCGAUUGGCUAAAGAGUACGGAGUCGAGACCUACAAAGUCAACGAGGAGGAGAGGCUGGUGCAUUAUGUAAAGGGAAAGUCCUACCCAUUCAGAGGCUCCUUCCCCCCCAUGUGGAAUCCAUUUGCCCUGAUGGACUACAACAACCUGUGGAGGAAGAUGGAUGAGAUGGGCAGCGAGAUCCCCAGAGAGGCUCCAUGGAGGGCUCCCCAUGCUGAGGAGUGGGACAAGAUGACCAUGAAGCAGCUCUUUGACAAGAUCUGCUGGACCAGUUCUGCGAGGCGGUUUGCCACUCUGUUUGUGAACGUGAACGUGACCUCUGAACCCCACGAGGUGUCGGCCCUGUGGUUCCUCUGGUACGUCAAGCAGUGUGGAGGGACCAUGAGGAUUUUCUCCACCACCAACGGAGGACAGGAGAGGAAGUUUGUGGGCGGUUCCAGCCAGAUCAGUGAGUGUAUGGCCAAGGAGCUGGGUGAGUGUGUCAAGAUGGAAUCUCCCGUCUACAGGAUCGAUCAGACAGGGGACAUGGUCGAGGUUGAGACUCUCAACAAGGAAACAUACAAGGCCAAGUAUGUGAUUGUGGCGACCGCCCCUGGUCUGAACCUGAAGAUACACUUUAACCCCGAGCUGCCCCCGCUCCGAAACCAGCUGAUCCACAGGGUCCCCAUGGGCUCUGUCAUUAAGUGUAUGGUCUACUACAGAGAUAACUUCUGGAGGAAGAAAGGAUACUGUGGCACUAUGGUGAUCGAGGAGGAAGAGGCCCCCAUCAGCUUGACUCUGGAUGACACAAAGCCUGAUGGGACUGUGCCCGCCAUUAUGGGCUUCAUCCUGGCCCGCAAGUGUAGGAAGCUAUGUGAACUGACCAGAGAGGAGAGGAAGAAGAGGAUCUGUGAGAUCUACUCCAGAGUGCUGGGCUCAGAGGAAGCUCUGCACCCUGUGCACUAUGAGGAGAAGAACUGGUGUGAGGAGGAGUAUUCUGGAGGCUGCUACACUGCUUACUUCCCCCCUGGUAUACUCACCCAGUACGGCAAGGUUCUCAGGAAGCCAGUAGGCAGACUGUACUUUGCAGGCACUGAGACAGCUACUGAGUGGAGUGGCUACAUGGAGGGGGCUGUUCAGGCAGGGGAGAGGGCCGCCAGAGAGGUCAUGAGUGUGAUAGGCAGGAUUCCUCAGAAUCAGAUCUGGCAAACAGAGCCUGAGUCAAUGGAAGUCCCAUCACUCCCAUUCGUUACCACCUUCUGGGAGCGGAACCUCCCGUCGGUGGGUGGGUUCAUCAACUUCCUGGGCGUAGCCUCUGUCCUGUCUGUUGCCACGGCAGCAGGCCUUUUAGCCUAUAAGAAGGGGCUUCUCACCCGGAGCUAAACCUAAACCCCUCCCACUUUCCUCAUCCUUCUCUCCUGCAUCUCUACAGAGCAAUUCUCCAAUGGCACCCUAUUCCCUUUACAGUGCACUUCUUUUGACCAGAACAAGAGUAGUACACUACUUUUGACCACAUAUGGCUAUGGUCUAAAAUAAUGCACUAUAUAGGGAACAGGGUGCCAUGUUAGACGUAGCCAUAGUGUGUUAUCGGCCUUGGUAAAGACUGUUCAACUCUGUCAUUCACUACUGUACCAUCGCCCCCAUCCAUUGUUCUAAAACUAGUGUAAACAGUCUCCCAACAGACCGUCUCUCAAGACCAACUCACAAUAAAGUUGUCUGUUCUGCUAGGAUUUGUGUCUUUGACACCUUAGAUUUGCGAUGGAAGAUGUGAGUGGAUAGAGAGAAAGAGUGUGUGUGUGUGAGAGAGAGAGAGGGGGGGGGGGAGUGAGAGCAAAAUAAACCAAAAUAAGUUUGAUUCAGACUCUUUAACGGAUGACAACUAAAUCAGAGUAAUUGAAAAAGGAAACAGUAGCUUUUCCUAUGACCAUUAUCAUUCCGGAAAUUGCCAAUAAAAUCACAUACCUGCGUUGACUGUUUGAGGAUAGUCAAGACUAAUUUAUCUGUGUGUGUGUGUGUGUGUGUGUGUGUGUGUGUGUGUGUGUGUGUGUGUGUGUGUGUGUGUGUGUGUGUGUGUGUGUGUGUGUGUGUGUGUGCGUGCGAUACUUCCGUGUUAAUUACCGCUGCUGAUUUUAGGUGCUGACUGAUCUGAUCUCUAAUGGCAUAGAAGCUGUAACCAGCUCUAAGAUGACGUUUAGUAACGUCAUAAUAACAGUUUAGUAACGUCAUAAUAACAGUUUAGUAACGUCAUAAUAACAGUUUAGUAACGUCAUAAUAACAGUUUAGUAACGUCAUAAUAAUGUCCGAAUACCUGUGUUAUUAAUGUAACCAGAAUCCUGCAUCUAGAGUUGCGUCUCCAUCAAGCUGCUCUUAAUAGUCAUGGUAUGCCUUGUAUAGAGAAUGGAAGUAUUUGAAUGUAUUUCCUCCAUAUGUUAUGAUUUCUGUCAUUGUUGUUUCCAUUCUAAUCUCCUAUGAGCAAAUGUUAAAUAUCAUGCGUUUCAUUUUAUAUUUGCCAUAGUUUACAAUGAGGCUCAAUCCUCGAUGAUAAUCAUAAACUGUAUGUUGAAGAUGGCCAUUACACUUGGAAGUCAUUUUAGAGACAAUCCUUUUAUUGUCUGGGUCCUUAACCCUUUUUAAGAAUACCAAACUAAGCAAAAUACUAAGAAUAUUACUACAGUACUACAAACAUGUGAUAUUCUCCCCUUAUCAAAAGCUAAAGCUCCAUCCAUUAUGUCACUACCUAACCCUGUGUGUUUGUGCGUGUGUGCGUGCGUGCGUGCAUGCGCGUGCGUGCGUGUGUGCGUGAGUACACUUAUUGUGUCUGUCUCUCCAUGCAUUCUUGUGCGUGUAUGCAUUAUUGUGUGUGUGUGCGUGCGUGUGUAAUUAUGGAAAGACCUUAUUUGUAACCAUUCUAUUUUAAUGCUCUCGUUGCUACAUGUUGAGAUGCUGUAUUAGAUUUAUCACAGAAAUAUAUUAGGCAGUAUUUAUUGAGCUGGCUAACCAUUAGCCAGGGAAAUAAACACUGUCUAUUUAACCUUAUGAUAUUGGUUCUCCCAUCUAUUUCUGCUGAAGCCAGAGCAUUGAGUUUCCUUAUAGCUAUAGCAAAUUUCCCCAUGAUACUGAAUAAAUAGUUUCACAAUUUUUUCAGCAGAUAUAGAGAUUUUAUCCCCCCCAAAAAUAUGUAUUGAAAAGAUUUCUAUCCAAUAAGAUAUAUAGAUUUUUUUUUUUUUACAAACAACAGUGGAAUUGAAAGAUACUGCUCCUCAGAAAAUGUGAGGGAAUUAAAAGAUAAAUAAAUAGAUCUGUAGAUUAACCAAAUGAUUGCUCUAAGUAUCAACCUGUAAACCCAUCUGUUCUGAAGCGUACUGUACAUUCGUACAUUGAGUGGUGGAUUAACGUGGUGUCGUCCCGAAGACGUGUGCGUACGUCGUGAGUAUAGUCUGUCGUGCCUUAUUACAAGUCGUGGUGGUGUGUUGUCAUUUAUCAAGUGCCUGUGUGACUAUGAAACUCUUUUCCCGUCCCCUCCUCCCACUUUCUCCCUCCUCCCACUUUCUCCCACUUUCUCCCUCAUCCCAAUUUCUCCCUUCUCCCCCAUUUGGCAUUAACUAGAGCUGCAACCCCAUUCUUGGAUUGAGUGUCACCCUCCUACAGUAGGACAAUGACUGAGCUCUGUUUCCUACAGGAUUAGGUUAGCGUCUGAGGCUAAACAAACAAUCAAGCUAACUUCCAUGAUACUACAGUUAGCUUUCUACCACCAUGUGUGUAUGCGUGAGCCUUAAAAUGGCACACUGUGAACUGUGUAAAUCCGCCCAUCCGUCUCCAGUGAAGCUAUUUAGGUGUUCUGUAAUGUUGUUAUUGAUGUACUCCUCUGAUAAGCUAUCUAUCCCUUACUUUAGUUUAGCUUAUAAUCCUACCUUGGCACUAAACUUUAACCUCUAACGCCAGGCCCCAAGCAUUGCAUCUUUUUGCACUUGAUUCACCUCAACGUAACUUUUGCGACCUGGUUGUAACUAGAAUCUGAUGAAGAGGGAUUGGACAACGAUGUCAAAGAAGAUCUCAACAUUCUCUAAGAAGUAUAGUAGAAGUAUAGUCUUUAUAUAAUCUACAUUAUAAAGUGGGUGGUUCGAGCCCUGAAUGCUGAUUGGCUGAAAUCCUCGGUAUAUGAGACCGUAUACCACGGGUAUGACAAAAAUAUAGAGUUUUACUGUUCUGAUUAAGUUUGUAACCAGUUUAUAAUAGCAAUAAGGCACCUCUGGGGUUUGUGGUAUAUGGUCAAUAUACCACAGCUAAGGGCUGUAUCCAUGCACUCCGUGUCGCGUCGUGCAUGAGAACAGCCCUUAACCGUGGUAUAUUAGCCAUAUACCAAACCCCCUCGGGUCUUAUUGCUUAAGUAUUAAAUGGUUCUGCCUGAAAACUAGUGAAUGGAACUACAGGAACCAACUGGAACCUUUAUAACUACAGCUCCCAGCUGCUCCUCUGAUUCCCUGUAUGACAUCAUCAAUGUCCGAUAGAUGCAGUAAAGAGGUACAUGGAACGCACACUGUGGGGGAUAGAAUAAGGAUGCCAGAUUGGCGCACAUUCAACAAAUCUGAUCUAACAAAAUGGAUAUUCGUCAAAUCUGUCAUGUGGUUACUAAAGUCGGAUUUGGAUAUAUUUGGCUGUUUUUGCUGCAUAACAUGUAGAAGUUGUUCCUUUUCAGGUUUAGAAGAAGUGACUGCUAAAUGCUAACUCCUGUUCGUAUAAGCUGGUAGCAUAGCUAGCAUAUAGAAAUCGGUGGUGCUAGUCAAAGUUGUUUUUAACUGUAAUGCAGUUGAUUGGUGAUGACAUGAACAUGUAUUGUGGUUGAAAUCCAUAUAAGAAUUAUACUCAACAUACAGUACUGUGGAAUACACAUAUAAACAAUAGCCUAUUCCAUUGACCUCUUUAUCACAUCUAUUCCUCUCUGUGUCUGAUUCUAGCCUUGAGAUUGUUCUAAUCUAUUCCAUCCCUCUCCCACUGGCUGUGUGUAUGAAGUGUCCAACUUUCUAGUCGUGUAAAUGCAUUCUGUAACAUCUUUGUAUGAUUUCUCUACAAAGCUGGUGAUAAAUUCUUUGAAAUGUA
Salmo salar (Atlantic salmon) is the source of this 5517-nucleotide messenger RNA. It is a transcript of the gene mao, whose product is annotated as monoamine oxidase. The record is from RefSeq and is a predicted model, not a curated record. Gene Ontology annotation, cellular component: mitochondrion. Gene Ontology annotation, molecular function: primary methylamine oxidase activity; flavin adenine dinucleotide binding. Lineage: Eukaryota; Metazoa; Chordata; Actinopteri; Salmoniformes; Salmonidae.